AGCGACUACAUCAAGUACCCUGCGAACAUCGUAUGGAACUUGCAUUGUAAAGAUUGCCCAGUGCUUGCUUUACGCAUCUCUGAUUAUUCGAGCCUAGAGGGCAAAGACAAAAAAAAUAUUUAUAUGGGACAAGACAAUUAUUAAAUUAAUAUGUUGAUGGCACCAAAAUUACAUUCACUGUUGUUCCUAGGUUCAGUGAAAACAAUUUGUUGAUAUAACACUCACUCUCAAUAUUUAACUUCAUGUUAGAAGUCAGUGUUUUGUAGUAUUAAUUUCUGUGAUUUGAGAAGAAAGUUUAAUUUUUUUUUUUUUAAUAAAAAAACUCUCAUCACCAUGUCUCAGAAGACUCCAGCUUUUGAAGUUGAUCGCAAUGCACCUAUUAUGCCUCAAAUUCAGGCAUUAAUAGCACCACCUUCAUCUGAUUCUUCAAGUGGCAGUCAUAAAAAGAGAGAAGAGCGCAGGCACAUAUAUUUUAAAAGACCUGGACGAGGACACAACAGAGAUUCUUGUGACGCUUGCCAUGAUGGGGGAGAACUGAUAUGUUGUGAUAAAUGUCCAGCUUCUUUUCAUUUAUUAUGCCAUGAUCCUCCUUUGGAAUUGACGGAUAUUCCUAAUGGAGAGUGGGUUUGCCAUGCUUGCAAAAGUGCUUCUUUAAGGGAUAGUAAUGGUAAUAAAAAGAAGAAAAAAUCACCAUUAGAAGUUUUAGCACUUGCUGCUUCUCUGGUCAAUCCAAAGGAAUUUACUCUACCUAGAGAAUUCCAGUUACCUAUUACAUUUCCUGGAACGGAUAAAGUUGAUCCUGUAGCUAAAAGAGGUAGACCUCCAAAUUCAGCUAAUUUUAACGGAAGAAUUCAAUAUUAUGAACAAGGAUCUGUUAUUCCACUGCCUGCAAGGCUGUGCUUUGAAUGUGGGAAAAGCUGUAGAAAAGCACCUCUUAUUGCAUGUGAUUAUUGUCCUUUGUAUUUUCAUCAAGAUUGUCUUGAUCCUCCUCUUACUGCUUUUCCAAGUGGCAGAUGGAUGUGUCCCAAUCACCUGAAUCACUUUUUAGAUGAACAUCUUUUAACCUCUUGCGCAGCUUCAGAGAGAAUAAAAUUAUGGGAUAAAUAUGCCAAUCAAAAAAUUGACCAAAAUGCUGUUAAGCUACAGUUCAUAAAGAAGGCACAUGCAGUAAAUCCUCUUUUUCGAAUAAAAGUUCAAAGAAAUCAAAAAGGCAGAGUCAAAGUUCCAGCCUGCAUAAAAUUACAUUAUGCAAAUCCACCUGAACUUGACAUUUGUCGAUUAUAUAAAUACGGAAAAUUUAUAAAUCCUUUCGUUAAAAAACCAAUUUGUACAAAUAUUUCUAAGGCUAUAGACACAGAAUCGAAAGGAGAAAGUAGCAAUGAUUUAGAAAAUGAUCAGGAAGAUACUGAUGUUAGAAGUAAUGGAGUUUCAAUUGAUGAUGAUAAAUGUAGUUCAAAAUCCAAGAGCUCUGAAGAAGAUGUGAUAGAAAAUCAUUGCAGUAAACUAAAGUGCAUAGAUGAACAAAUGGAUGGAGAUAUGGAUGAAAUAUGUUUGGAUGAAAUUGAACAUACAAAAGAAAAAAUUCAAGAAAUAAUUGUUGGAAAACUUGACUGCGAUGAGAACUAUUUUAAUGACAGAAAGGAGGACGUUGUAAAAAUUGAAGAGCCUGUCUCCAAGUUCAAUGAUGUGGGAAAAAUGGACAUGAUUUGUACUGAUGACAGAAUAGAAACUAAUGGUCAAGAAAAGUUAGAAGAUGAAAAUAGUAAAGAAAAAAUUGAGUCAAAUUCCACAGAAAAAUUAGACAAUGAUGUUCAUGAAAAAAUGGAAAUAAAUUGUAAUGAUGAAUUAAAAAUUAACAGUCAAGAUUUUACAAAAGAAAUAAAGAUUGAAAAGUUAGAAGAGAUUACUAAAGAAGAUCAAAACAAAAAAGUUGAACAAAUUCAAGCAAUUACACAAGAUACUGAGGAUAUUUCCUGUGUCAAUUCAGAUCAAGAUAGUAAUGUAGAAAGUAUAAAAGAAAAUGCAAUUAAUAUCUGUGAAAAUAGUAAAGAACAAUCAAAAUCAAAAGAAAUUGAGGAAAAUAAUGUUCUAAAUGAUGAUACAGAGAAUGAAACAAAAAGUAUUGAACCAGGUACUGAAAAAGUAUUAAGGGAGGAAGAGGAAGAGCAGCAUGUCCAAGAAAUUAUACCAGAAGAAUUACACAAUAAUGAUGAUGAAGUAAAUAAUAUGGAUGUUGAUGAAUCAAAUGAUUCCGAUAUUGAUAUGAUGGAAACAGAGGUGCAGAGCGAAGAAGCAAAUAAUGAAGGGAGUAAUGAUAAUCAAAAAAAUAGUGAUUGUGAAAGUGAAGAUAAUGAUGAAUAUUCAGAAUUUGAUGAAUUUUUACGAAGUGGUCUUGGAUAUAAAGUUAAAGAAGGCGUAAGUUUGUUAGAGAGACCAGUACUUGAAGCAUUAGCAGAACAGAGAUUACAACAAAUUUUAAAUCCAUCAAAUGAAUGUUAUCAAAGUUUAAAUCAUACUUCUAAAGCUAGAGCAUUACUGUUUCCAUUGGGAAAAACAAAUGGACCUCCAGUAUUUAUGACUGGAAAAACAUUAAACGUUGGAUUAGGAGGUGAAUCUCAUUUAACUCUAAAUCAGUAUGGAUGUUGCGGUUUUCUUUCUCCAAAACAUGCAGUCAUCUUUUAUGAUGAGACAACCAAUCGGUACGAGUUACUAAAUUACAGCGAGCAUGGAACUACAGUUGACAAUGUUUUGUAUUCCUGCAACUACAAUAUAUAUGAAUUAGAUAGUGAAAAUUCUCAUAUGAAGGGUCGCAAGGGAGCCAAGUAUACAAAUCAAGAAUUAGUAGAAGAUGUCAGAAAAAUUGCGUACAGAAAUAAGCCACAGUCGUCUAGUAAUGAAGACAACAAAGAGCCUGUCUGCAAAUGUGAUUUAAAGAGAUCGAGAUACAAUAAAAUGGAUUUAGGAUGGGAAGGCAGUGCGAUGCUUGAUCAUGGAUCUAUUUUGAACUUUGGAUGCUUGACAUUUGUGUUCAGUGUUGUGGAUCUAUAUGCAAGUCGAUAAUACUCAAAUUGUACAGACUUUUAAAUUAAACUUUACAAUAGGCGUUAUAAAUACUAAGUAUAAUUAUAAAUCUAGUUAAAAUUUGCUAUCAUCUUAAUCGUAAGUAAUAAUAAGCAAAUGUCCAUUGAAAAUGGUUUUUCACUAUGAACAGAGUUUCACAAGGUUCUAUACGUAAUAGACUUUUUCAGUUUUAAACGUUUUUAUGUAUAUAAAUAUUCUGUCAUUCGCUGGAAGAGCUUAGCUCCGUAAGGCAGCAGUAAAAGACUGAUCGUACGUUUGUGUGUAGAAGUAAGGCUUUUUUUUUUCUUCAGAGCUCAUCAUAUACUCGUCGCACUUGUACACGCAGAGACGCGCAAACAAGCAAGUUUCGCGCCGGUG
This is a messenger RNA of Trichogramma pretiosum, 3438 nucleotides long. RefSeq names its product PHD finger protein 12. The transcript has 5 exons. Gene Ontology annotation, cellular component: nucleus; Sin3-type complex. Gene Ontology annotation, biological process: negative regulation of transcription by RNA polymerase II. Gene Ontology annotation, molecular function: transcription corepressor activity; protein binding. Lineage: Eukaryota; Metazoa; Arthropoda; Insecta; Hymenoptera; Trichogrammatidae. The record is from RefSeq and is a predicted model, not a curated record. Bases 334 to 3060 code for a protein of 908 amino acids.